Messenger RNA from Coregonus sp. 'balchen', 6642 nucleotides. The record is from the annotation of a GenBank genome assembly. Lineage: Eukaryota; Metazoa; Chordata; Actinopteri; Salmoniformes; Salmonidae.
CAGUAGGCUUUGGGUUAUACGGCGGUGCAAUGUCAGCUGAUUUAUCUCACAUGACGAACAGUUUCGGUCACUUACUGAUAAUUAUUCAAAGACCGUUUUACACUAGACGGGGGGAAAGUAUUGUAGCCUAGUACAUUAUUGUUGGAUUCUUUCUAGGAUUUGAGUCCAUCUGCUAACUCCACAAGUCGUUAUUGGUUUGCUAACUAUGUAGCUUGCACAAACAAGGACUAUACAGUGCAGCACCCGAGUCGGUAAGUUGUUUUCUUCUCAAAUGGCUAAACAGACAAAAGCAAGGAAGUACUGUAGUGAUUAUUUGGUAGCAGAUCUAGCUAGAUAUGUAUUGUUUGGACAAUAGUUCAUAUUCAUAGCAUUGUUUGUAUUUCCCAACCUUUCUACAAAUUUCUCAACAAGGUUAUUUUGAUUCUGUUCUUUUUCAGAUGAGCUGUGGGCCCCUUCAAAGGUUUUUUAACUAACCCAUUUCGUCAAGUAAUAUUACAGUGACACCCUGCAGCAAGCAUGGGUCCAGAGGGAAAGACACUCUUGAACAUCAUAAUCCUGGGUUUUGGAUUUAUGUUCAUGUUCACUGCUUUCCAAACAUGCGGCAAUAUAGAGGUAUGGUUGAACUGACAAAUGAUACAUAUAAAUUCUAACCACACAACUGUAGGGAACCUACAGGGGAAAUUGAUAUUGAUGGUGUCAUUUGUUUAUGUCUCGUGCUUUUUCAGCAAACUGUGAUCAAGAGUUUCAACAGCACUGAAUUCCAUGGGAGUGGAUACACAAGGUAAUUCAUUGUGAUGCUGAAAUACUGUGACUUUGUCCUAUGAUAAAGAUUAGAACUGUUGGAAGAUCGUAAUCCUGUCUCUCUCUCAAAUAGGUCUCCAAAGGUAAGUAAUUGAAUCUGCCCAGUUUAGACAACAAAGUUGACUUUCAGUUCUCUACAAUAUCCCAGUUUGCCGAGGUAUUACGUAAAUAACAUGCAUAUGACUGUGCUGUUGUAGGGCCUCGUUUGACUUAAUUGCUGCUGUUGGCCUUUAUGGACAUCUUAAUGACACCACCCGUGGCAGGCAAACACCUGGCUUUUAAAAAAAUUCAAACACAUCCUUAGUGACUUAGAAUAAAAUGCCUGCAGUUGUAGCCAUGUUGCUAACAUUUUCCUAUGAAUAGCGGUAUUACAUUGGCGCAAUAAUCAUCUAAUUCGUUUUUACACAUGUCUUUACAUGUAGCAUGGCCAUCAUCUAUGGAGUUUUCUCUGCAUCCAACCUGAUUGCUCCCUCAGUAGUGGCUGUUAUAGGACCCCAAUUGUCCAUGUUCUUUAGUGGAUUAGUAUACAGGUGAGCACACUCUUUUGACCUUUCUUUAAAUCAACCCACUGUAGCCUAUACCUGUUUACAGAACUGUUUCUUUACCUAUUCUCUUUGUGAUGUUAAAGCUGUUCAAUGUUUUGUUUCCAUCAGUGGAUACAUUGCCAUGUUCAUCCACCCCUUCACUUGGAGCUUCUACACAGCCUCUGUAGUAGUUGGAAUAGCAGCUGCAAGUAAGAAGACUAUGUGCUAUUCUUACUUGAGAAUUAGACUCGUAUCUCUAUCACCACAUAACCCUCUUUCUUUUCUCUUUCCAUCUGUGGCCUAGUAUUGUGGACAGCUCAGGGGAACCUACUCACCAUCAACUCUACAGAUGCCACCAUUGGCAGGAACAGUGGUAUUUUCUGGGCCUUGCUACAGUUCAGGUACUUCUUCUUAUCAGCAUAACUGUAUUGAUUGCAGCACUGUUUAGCAUAGCUUUUUCACCCUAGUACUAAAUCCAUGGUGUUGCACUGCCUAACAUGUAUCUAUCUCAUUUUGCAGCUUAUUCUUUGGAAACAUGUAUAUUUAUUUUGCCUGGCAUGGCCAUGUUCACAUAUCAGGUAUGUCAUCAGUUUUGGUUAACUUUUUAGUAUAACAAUGUAAAUAUAUUUUGAACGUAUUCUACCUAGAUUCAUGAGUCUUUUCCCCUUUCCUUUUUAUAGUAUCUAGCAUUCCCUAAGUUCCCUUGACACAAUGAGGAAAUCUCAUUUUGGCCAUAAGUUACUGACACAUGCUGCUGGUGUGUGUGUGUGUGUGUGUCUAGACAAGGAUCGCCAGACGGUGUUCAUCUCUCUCACGGUCAUCAGCCUGGUGGGCAGCUUCCUGUUCUUCUUGAUCCAGAAGCCAGAGCCUGAGGCCACACCCUCCGAGGCGUCUGAGUCCACAGAGAGCGCCUCUAUCGUUGUGUGAGUGCAGUCUGCAGACAGGCUGGGCUGGAAAACAUGGUCUAGGUCUAAUGUUAGAGUAAACUAGCACAAGAAAGAUUGUCCUUAUCUACCCUUUUAUUGACCAGAAUCACGCAUGUUGUCAUGCAUACAUACACACAUCAAAUAUUGAUAUACUAAUAGAUAUGCCAUACAAAUGGUGUUUGUGCAUUCUGUACCUGCCGUUGUAUGUAAGGUACAGCGUAUUCCUCCAUAGGCCUGGGUUGAAUCUGGAUAAUUCUGUAUUUCUCUAUGUUUGAAUAGGCUGUACUUAAGUUUAUUUAUGGAUUUCUCUUCCUUGCAGAGCGACUCCAGGUCUCGGUUCCCAGGCUCUGGACGCUUUCAGUGAGUCAGAGUUAAUUGGUUGCAACUUACUUCAAUCUGUCUUAUCAGCAAUAUCCACAAAGGCCCAGAGCUCAGCUGACUGAUAUGUGCCCUCUUCUUACAGAGAAAGCGUUGCAGUUGUCUGUCACUAAAGAGAUGCUACUGCUAAGUAUCUCCAUAGCAUACACAGGUGAGCAAAUUAAUUCAAAUUCCUUCAGCAAAAAGCUGGUUUGGGCUAUUUCCAAUAUGAGGAAACUUCUUUCAGUGGAUGCUAGUAUAAAAUUAUAAAAAUAUAAACGGAUGCAUAUUCAAUUGACAUUGAGUAUGUUUGAAUGCGUAACCAUAGAUUCUAUGUGUGUAACUCUUGCUCCGUCUCCACCUUCAGGCCUAGAGCUGACAUUUUACAGCGGGGUAUACGGGACAUGUAUAGGAGCCAUGACACGAUUUGGGGACGAUGCCAAGAGUCUGAUCGGGCUCUCUGGCAUUUUCAUUGGCCUGGGAGAGAUCCUAGGUGAGUAUGUUACCACUGUUGAUUCUAAGUAGUUUUUUUUUUAUCUUCAAUGCUGUUUCGCAUCACAUGAUACACGUGAGGUUAUGAAAGCAGAUAAAACUGGGUUGCCAGGAAGGGACUGAUGAGGAAGUCAAUGCCUCUGUUUUUGCUGUGCCUCUGUGUGUCCAGGAGGGGGCGUGUUUGGGAUGCUGAACAAGUGCAACCGGUUUGGGAGGAACCCGGUGGUGCUGCUGGGGCUGAUCACUCACUUCGUGGCCUUUUACCUGAUCUUCCUAAACAUCGCCAGUGAUGCCCCCAUUGCACCAGAGGAGGGCACACACCUGCAGGCAUACAUCACCCCCAGGUACACAGCAGGGCUUACUCAGAUGGCCCAUUUAACAAUCACCAUAGAUUACUAUUACAACAAUUCUACUGUACUUUGCAUAAGGAUACAGUAGGUCAGGACAUGAGCAUUAUGUUAAGUGUAGCAGUAGUGCAUAAUUGCAUUUUAACUCUGAUAUCAGGUUACUGCAGAUUGUGUAAAGUUCCAUGUCUGUAUUAACCUGGGAUGUUGUCUGUUCAGUGUUGAGGUGGCGUUGCCUUAUUUGCUUAACCUGUUGUGUUCUGAUGUUGUCCACAGUGUUGAGGUGGCUCUGCUGUAUUUUUGACUGUAUUGUGUGUUCAGUGUUGAGGUGGCUCUGCUGUGCAGCUUCCUGCUGGGCCUGGGGGACAGCUGCUUCAACACCCAGCUGCUGAGCAUUGUGGGAUUCAUGUUCCGGGAGGACAGCGCUCCUGCCUUCGCUGUUUUCAAGUUUGUCCAGGUACAUUGAUAUCUGUUAGGCCUACACACACGGUAUGGUUUGCUAUCUAUGGUGGUGAUGUAUUACUCGGAAUGACCUCUGUGGGCUAUACUCGGCCUUGUCUCAGGAUUGUAAGUUGGUGGUUGGGGAUAUCCCUCUAGUGGUGCGGGGGCUGUGCUUUGGCGGAGUGGGUGGGGUUAUAUCCUUCCUGUUUGGCCCUGUCCAGGGGUUUCUUCGGAUGGGGCCACAGUGUCUCCGGACCGCUCCUGUCUCAGCCUCCAGUAUUUAUGCUGCAGUAGUUUAUGUGUCGGGGGGCUGGGGUUAGUUGGUUAUACCUGGAGUACUUCUCCUGUCUUAUCCAGUGUCCUGUGUGAAUUUAAGUAUGCUCUCUCUAAUUCUCUCGUUCUCUCUUUCUCUCUGAGAACCUGAGCCCUAGGACCAUACGUCAGGACUACCGGGCAUGAUGACACCUUGCUGUCCCCAGUCCGCCUGGCCUUGCUGCUAUUCCAGUUUCAACUGUUCUGCCUGCGGCUACGAAACCCCUACCUGUCCCAGACCUGCUGUUUUCAACUCUUAAUGAUCGGCUAUGAAAAGCCAACUGAGAGACCUGAGCCCUAGGACCAUACGUCGGGACUACCGGCCGUGGUGACUCCUUGCUGUCCCCAGUCCGCCUGGCCUUGCUGCUAUUCCAGUUUAAACUGUUCUGCCUGCGGUUAUGGAACCCCUACCUGUCCCAGACCUGCUGUUUUCAACUCUUAAUGAUCGGCUAUGAAAAGCCAACUGAGAUUUAUUCCUGAUUAUUAUUUGACCAUGCUUGUCACUUAUGAACAUUUUUGAACAUCUUGGUAUGGUUCUGUUAUAAUCUCCACCCGGCACAGCCAGAAGAGGACUGGCCACCCCUCAUAGCCUGGUUCCUCUCUAGGUUUCUUCCUAGGUUUUCGCCUUUCUAGGGAGUUUUUCCUAGCCACCGUGCUUCUACACCUGCAUUACUAGCUGUUUGGGGUUUUAGGCUGGGUUUCUGUACAGCACUUCGAGAUAUUAGCUGAUGUAAGAAGGGCUAUAUAAAAAUAAAAUUGAUUGAUUGAUUGAGUUAUUUGCAUGAUAUAUCCCUCGAUUCCCCAUACUUGCUAUCCACUGUUGUUGUAUUACAGUGGUGUAACUUGGUGCUCUUGUCCUCCACAGUCCAUCGCAGCAGCCCUGGCCUUCUUCUACAGUAACUAUCUCCUGCUGCACUGGCAGCUGCUCAUCAUGGUUGUGGUGGGCUUCCUGGGCACGCUAUCCUUCUUCGUGGCUGAGUGGAUGGUGGUCUCCAGCAGACGUGACACUGACUAUGACAGCAUAUGACAACCUAUGGGAGGAGGGGGCCACGGUGAGAGGAACUAUUCACACCUGGACAGGUCAUCCGGGGAAGAGUCAGUGUAACACCUUCCUAUCAACCCAGCUAUCCUUUGGAAUCCUUCAACUGAUAUUUUGACUGGCCCACCUCCGCCCCAAUAAGCAGAGACUGUUUUAGCAUAGUCAUUCACAGCUCUAUUGAUUUUUGCCUUUCAAGUGUAUGAGACAAUUUAAUACUGUAUGUUUUACUCUACUUGGAGUGAAUCAGUUGUGCACAGAGGAGCCUUUAUUUUCACGUUCAAUGUCAUUCACUGUGCUUGUGUCUUUAUGUAGAUGUUCAGCUGGUUGGUUUCAAUGUGCAGUAGUCAUUGACAUUUUAUAUAACUAAGGUUUAGCUAGAGACUGCUAUUCCUACCAAAGUUUCCAGGCUCAACAUGAAUCUUACUAUUGUACUUACAUUUGAUAGAAGAAAACGUAGUACAGUUGAGUCUUGAUAAGCGCACAUCGGAUAUGUACAAACUCUGUUUACAUGCAGUACAGUUGACCAGUUCCAAUUCAAAUAUACACUUUUCACUUCUGCAUGCUCAGGUUUAGUAUACACAUUUAGAACACUCCCAAGCCAUUGCAUUUAUCAGGACUCCACUGCAUCUAGAUUUCUUGUAAGAUGGCAUUUGUCAUAAAGGGAGAAAUUAUCAAGACACAUAUACACUAGCUUAUUGCAAUUUUAAUUAUUUUGUUAUAGUGAAAUCCAUACCAAAUUGUUGAACAAUGCUGUAAAUGUUAUUUCUUUGUCAAUAUUUGCAUCACGCUUUCAGAGUAUCUGUAGUAUUCCAUAGGUUUAGUCAAAAGUGGGAUCCAAAAGGCCAUACAUAGUGUCUUGAGGAUGAUGGCAUAGCCAUGGUAAAUAUGGCUGUUGGAUGAAUGGUGAAUCAUAAAAUGUAGACCAGAAUUUUAAUGUCUAAACUGCACUAGGUUAUAUUGCUCUGUUAAAUGUCACAUUGAAGAACUCUGAGCUUAUGAGUUUAUGAGGCUAUGGUUUUAUUUAGAACUCACAUUGAAACAUCAAGCAUUUUUUCUUUUACAUUUUCAUCAUGCAAUUUCGAUUGAGGUCAUAAACUGUUUACAAUGUUUGUGCUCUUUGCCAAAAUGUAUAGUCUAACUCAUUAAUCAUGGCAUUCAUUGUGUGGAUUGCUGAAUGUAGAGUUCAGUUGUUCGGUGGAGCAUGAAAACUGAGUUUGAAGAUUGUUCAGCGCCAGAGCUAUUGGAUGUGAGGCAAUCAAUAGGAUUUUGAGGGAAUGAACUACAACGUGUUAUGCAUUAUGAACCAGAUUUUAUACUUGAAUGUAGUUGCAUUUAGAAAGGCACCAGGAUAUGCACGCUUAUUUUAUGUAUUUAUUAUUAUUAUUAAAUUGUUAUUUUGAGUCUUU